CCGCGCCUGGCGAAUUUGCCUCUGUCAACAGACCAAAAGCCGGAUGCGGUUUCAAGCCUUGACUGCCGCAAAUCUCGUCCCCUACUAUUUGUCAAACCAAAAGACCCCGUGUUCACAUAAAGACUGCUGUGAAAUAUGGCGACCAACGAAGAGUUUGAUGAAGAUGCUGUCAACAGCGACGAUGGCGGAAUGACCGGUCCUGGCGCGCCAACUCCGCUCUCAGCCCUCGAGGGAGUCUCUGGCCUCACGAAGCGCGACAUCCAAUUGGUUGUCGAUGGCGGGUACAACACUGUCGAAUCUGUGGCCUACACGCCGCGGAGGAUGCUAGAGCAGAUCAAGGGCAUUUCGGAGCAGAAGGCCGGCAAGAUCCUCGCUGAAGCGUCAAAACUCGUCCCCAUGGGCUUCACCACAGCCACAGAGAUGCACCAGCGCCGCAGCGAGCUGAUAUCCAUCACCACUGGGUCCAAGAACCUCGACACACUCCUGGCCGGAGGCGUCGAGACGGGCAGCGUGACCGAGAUAUUUGGCGAGUUCCGAACGGGAAAGUCGCAAAUCUGCCACACGCUGGCCGUGACGUUUCUGUAUAUCGACACCGAGGGGACAUUUCGUCCGGUCCGACUCUUGGCGGUGGCCAACCGGUACGGCCUGUCCGGGGAGGAGGUUCUCGACAAUGUGGCCUAUGCGCGCGCGUACAACUCGGACCAUCAACUGCAGCUUCUGAAUCAAGCGGCGGCAAUGAUGUGCGAGACCCGGUUCAGUCUCCUUAUUGUAGACUCGGCCACCUCUCUGUACCGGACGGAUUUCGUGGGCCGAGGCGAGCUGAGCUCGCGGCAGACCCAUCUCGCCAAGUUCAUGCGCACACUCCAGCGCCUUGCCGACGAGUUCGGCAUUGCUGUUGUGAUCAGCAACCAAGUGGUGGCGCAAGUCGACGGUGGCCCGUCUGCCAUGUUUAACCCAGAUCCCAAGAAACCGAUUGGCGGCAACAUCAUUGCCCACGCAAGUACGACGCGCAUUAGUCUCAAGAAGGGUCGCGGCGAAACAAGAAUAGCAAAGAUUUACGACAGCCCGUGUCUACCGGAAAGCGAUUGCUUGUUUGCGAUUAACGAAGACGGCAUUGGCGACCCGGCUCCCAAGGACCUUGAGAAAGAGUGAGGAGGAUUCUGAGGCGAUCUUUUGAAGGGACUUACGGAGCCUUGUUGUGAGGUGUGAGGAGACAUGGAAUGAUUCGAUGCAUGGCACAUGGGAUAAUGAGAGAGAUUCUGCGGGCUGACUUUGGAGCUUUCUGUUUUUGCAUGGCAUGGUGUGCUGGCUUCAGGUGUUGGCAUUUUUAUGACGGAAUGGGACUUUGCUCAGGAUCUUGGUGCAUUUAAGUGUAUAAUAAGCAUUAUUCUAGAGUCGCAACUGAGAUUUACGCAUCGGGGGUUGAUACCACAUAUCAACGAAAUUUUAGCCACUUUCAUCUCCCCGGCGACUAGUAUUGAUUUGUUAGCC
Messenger RNA from Lasiosphaeria miniovina, 1491 nucleotides. RefSeq names its product DNA repair protein RAD51. Gene Ontology annotation, biological process: DNA strand invasion; double-strand break repair via homologous recombination; reciprocal meiotic recombination. Lineage: Eukaryota; Fungi; Ascomycota; Sordariomycetes; Sordariales; Lasiosphaeriaceae. Gene Ontology annotation, molecular function: ATP binding; double-stranded DNA binding; ATP-dependent DNA damage sensor activity. The transcript has 4 exons. Gene Ontology annotation, cellular component: condensed nuclear chromosome. The record is from RefSeq and is a predicted model, not a curated record. Bases 136 to 1152 code for a protein of 338 amino acids.